This is a messenger RNA of Acyrthosiphon pisum (pea aphid), 2309 nucleotides long. Its product is annotated as senecionine N-oxygenase. Gene Ontology annotation, molecular function: N,N-dimethylaniline monooxygenase activity; NADP binding; flavin adenine dinucleotide binding. The record is from RefSeq and is a predicted model, not a curated record. The transcript has 7 exons. Lineage: Eukaryota; Metazoa; Arthropoda; Insecta; Hemiptera; Aphididae. The coding region runs from base 407 to 1753 and encodes 448 amino acids.
UUUUUAAUAAUAUUAUUAUCACAAUCACAAUCACCGAGUUUUGUCUUCUGUGUUAUUAUAUUUUGUUAUUACUUUUUUAUAAUAAUAAUUUUUAUUUGUCAAUAUUGUCGAGUUGUCGCGCAACAUUGCGUAUUAGCUUGUUUAAGUUUAAUUCAACUUAAUCAAUACUCAAUUUAUUAUACUCAAGUGGAUAAAAUUGAUAAAAAUCUCAUCGUGGGAUUUACAAUUCUCAACUCUACUUUCGAGUGGCAAUUCUCGUUUCAUUGGGUUAUUUAAAUCUAACUUUCGCUGCCCGUGCACGUCGGACGCAUAUCCAUUACUCCUCCCAUACCCUAUAUUUGAUUUCCGAUUCGGUGUUUUGGAACAUAUUAAUAAAAAAAAAAAACAUUAGGUACUGUAAAUUAUAAUGUCUCCGUGUACUGAAGAAGCGAACAAAAAGACCAUCGGCAUCAUUGGUUGUGGGGCAUCUGGUUUGGCGGCUUUGAAAAAUUUUGCAGCCAAUGAUUCGUUGUUCAAAUGCGUAGCGUUUGAGCAGACAGCCAGCAUUGGAGGUACAUGGGUGUACACAGACGAUGUCGACCGAGACCAAUACGGCUUACCAGUUCACUCCAGCAUGUACAAAAGCCUGAGGUCAAACUUGCCAAAAGAAAUUAUGGAGCUAAGUGGAUUUCCACACACAGGUGUUGGGGAUGCUUGCUACUUUCCAGCUGCAUACAUACAGAAAUAUCUGAAUGAUUUCACUGACCAUUUUAAUUUAAGACCACAUAUUAAGUUUCAUCAUCAUGUAGAAAAAGUAAGACCUAUCAAUAAUAGUCAAUGGGAAUUAAAUGUUAUAAAUUUACUACAACAAACUAAAGAAACUUUUAUCUUUGAUGCAUUGGUGAUAUGUGUUGGUAAUUAUAGCAAUCCCGCUAUUCCAGAUGUUAAGGGUUCCAACAUAUUCAGUGGGAAAAUCAUGCAUAGUCAUAGCUAUCGAGAUGCAGAUUCAUUUAAAGGAAACUCGGUGUUGGUUAUAGGCUGUGGUGCAUCUGGCCUAGAUAUAUCAUUUGGCGCAUCAAAAGUAGCGGACAAGGUUUUCUUGAGUCAUCAUCAUCCUAGACUAUUGAAUUUGAAAAUUCCAUCUAAUUAUUUCCAUAAAACCGAUGUUAAGGAAAUUGUUGAAGAUGGUGUUAUUUUUCAAGAUGGCUCUUAUGAAAAAAUUGACACUAUAGUAUACUGUACAGGAUACACCUAUAAAUAUCCAUUUUUAAGUAGUGAAUGUGGAAUAAAAGUUGAAGACAAUGUUAUUAAAAAUCUAUUUAAACAUAUGAUUAAUAUUGAAUAUCCAACAAUGGGAUUUAUUGGUGUACCUAGAAACACUACAGGAUUUUACUUAUUUGAUCUUCAGUCCAGGAUUUUUAAAAAGAUUUUAGAAGGUGGUGUGAAAAUGCCUAGUAAAGAAGAAAUGCUUCAAGAUACCUAUAAAGAAAUUGAGGAUAGAUUGGCUAGUGGUCAGAGAUUAAAGGAUCUUCAUGCGUUGGGUAAAACUAAGUGGGCCAUGGAGUAUUACACUUCAGUUUCAAAAUUUGCCGGUGUAGAACACCCUCCACCAGUGUUAUUACAAAUAUAUUUCGAUGGUAUUGGAAGGCUUUCAGAAGAUUUUUUGAACUUUAGAGGUGAUAAAUAUCAAAUUAUUGAUAGAGAACAUUAUAAGGUACAAUAUUUUGACCAAAAUGAAUCGAUUAUUAAAAAACAAAUUUUGUAUUCUAUUUAAAACAAUUAAUAUUUAAAAUUAUAUUUUGUUAAAUUUUUUUCAGAGUUUUAAUUUGUUACAUUGAUUUUUUUUAUAAAUGUUAUUGUAUAAAUAUAUAGUUUUAUAUAGUAGUCUAUAUAUGAAUAGAAAUAUAUUUCAAGUAUCAUGCUAUUUAUAAGGGUCUUGUAACCUGGUAAAAUAUUUAAAGAAAACUGUGAUUGUCUAUUAUUUUGUGUUAAUUUAAAGUAAAUAUAAUGUUAUCUACUAAGUACCAACUAAUAGAUAUCAACUAAAAGUUAUAACCAUUUAAAAAUUAGUUAUAAUUAAUCCGUUGAUAAAACAUUAUUGAUUUUAUAAAAUAUGUAUCCCACGUUAACUAAGAAUAUAUUGUCAUAGUUAUAUAUUUUUUAUAUUAUUGUUAUUAAAAUGUUCUUGUAAUGUUAAUACAAUUUUAAAAAUUUGUACCUAUUUAAAUACUAUUUCAAAGUAAUUUAAAAGUGGUCCCAUAUUUGUAGCAUUAUUAGAGAUUGCAUAAAUGCCAAAUGAUAUAAAUACAAAUACCUAAAUCAGUAAAAAA